CAUGUAAGAGACCCUUAAAAUAUAUAUGAAACAUGAUAUUCCUGCUAUUUAGUCAUCAUCCGUUACCAAUUGGGAGGAUAUAAUUUCUGAGCUAAGUAGGAAGGAGUCAUGUUUGUUGAAAAAGAUGGAUUAAAGAAGAUGCAAUGGGGACGACCAAUCAAUAGAAUUGAAAUUAUGA
Molecule: messenger RNA, 178 nt
Organism: Paramecium octaurelia
Lineage: Eukaryota; Ciliophora; Oligohymenophorea; Peniculida; Parameciidae
Source: the annotation of a GenBank genome assembly